CCUUGCUUAGCCUUCAGGUUCCGUCCAGGUAUUCUGAACAUUCAUAAACGCUUCACUUUCAAUGCUUUUUCACCAAAUUGUGGUCUUCAAUGCAAGCGGAUCUAUUAGCACAUUGAAUACGGGAGAGGGCAAGACUCCGAGCUGAGCCAGUGAAGCUGAGAGCUGGAGGUUUCUGAAAGCACGAUUCGGGAGUGAGGAGGGUGCCAACGAGAGAUUGCAGAGACAUCGACAUCAGCAAGCAUAAGCAUGGUGGAUUCAAACAUGGACCAUUUGGCCUUUAUAGUCCACUGGUUGGAUGUCCAGGCUGGAGUGACCUGGAAGUACCAGCUGACAUACCAUGCCAGUGACAAAAGCCUAGAAAUGUACGACAUUAAGAACCGGCGCACCUUCCUCAAGCGCACAGAGUAUCCGUCGGUGAAGCCAGAACACCUGUACAUCGGAUCUAUAAUCACAGUGUACUCUAGGCAAUUGCAUCUUAUGGACUAUGCCGACGAGCACACUCGCAAGAAGCUGGACCAGAAACGAGAAACGACUCUGGCGAUGAUUAAGCCAGACGCAAUUGAGCACAUUGGGAAGAUCCUGAACGCCAUCUACGGCAGCGGUUUUCUGAUCAAACGGAUGAAGAUGUGCCACCUGUCGCUCACGGAGGCACAGCAGUUCUACGCAGUGCACCAAGCACGGCCGUUCUUCAGAACUUUGACGGAGUUCAUGUCAUCAGGGCGGGUGUUCGCAAUGGAGCUCGUGACAGAAAACGCGAUCGCCAAGUGGCGCAAGCUCAUAGGUCCUACAAACUCAGAUACGGCCCGGGCGGAAGACCCCGACUCGCUGCGCGCCAACUUCGGUACGGACAACACCAUGAACGCUUGCCACGGUUCGGACGCCCCAGAGACGGCGAAGCAGGAGGUCAGCUUCUUCUUCGACCGGGCGGACGUUGGCCGAUGCGCGCAGCUCCGAGACUGCAGCCUGGCCAUCGUCAAACCGCACGCAGUCACCGCGGGGCACGCGGGCGCCAUCAUCGACCAGAUCGCGGCGCACUUUGAGAUCACUGCGCUGCAGCAGCACAUUCUCGACCAGGCCAACGCGGUGGAGUUCCUAGAGGUGUACAAGGGCGUCGUACCGGAAUACAACGGACUCGUCGACGAGCUCAAGUCGGGGCCCCUCAUCGCCCUGGAGGUGACGUCACGGGACGGUUCGCCUGACGUGGUCCAGGAGUUGCGGGAAUUCUGCGGGCCCGCAGAUCCGGAGAUCGGGAAGGUGCUCCGGCCGCAGUCGCUCAGAGCGCAGUUUGGGAUCGACAAGGUCAAGAACGCGGUCCAUUGCACGGACCUCCCAGAAGACGGGCCACUGGAGUCCAACUUCUUCUUUGACAUCUUGCUGAGUUAAUUUAAAGGCCACACAAUGGCGUAUUUAUGAGCCAGUCCUGACGGACGCACGAGGGAGAGAGCUUCGACGUUUGGAGUAGCUCUUUAAACUUUGAUCCUGCGCGCCUUCUAAUUAUUACGCCUAAAGGUGAAGGAUGAAAAAGAAAGUAGCCGAGCGGCAGAUACCGCUGACCCGUUCAUCUUCAUGAGGGACCGUCUUAAUCUGCACAAAACGACAUCUUUCUCAACCGCAUG
Klebsormidium nitens is the source of this 1616-nucleotide messenger RNA. Lineage: Eukaryota; Viridiplantae; Streptophyta; Klebsormidiophyceae; Klebsormidiales; Klebsormidiaceae. The record is from the annotation of a GenBank genome assembly.